This is a messenger RNA of Alternaria alternata, 2205 nucleotides long. RefSeq lists its product as hypothetical. The record is from RefSeq and is a predicted model, not a curated record. NCBI's taxonomy places the organism in Eukaryota, Fungi, Ascomycota, Dothideomycetes, Pleosporales, Pleosporaceae. The transcript has 2 exons. The coding region runs from base 1 to 2205 and encodes 734 amino acids.
AUGGUAUCUGUUUGCGCGACAUGUAAAGGUCUCCAGAAACACCUUCAUGGGGAAAGCGCGCAAGAGAAUGGAUCAGAAUCGCUUGUUUGGGUCGACACAACGCUGCCAAAACUGAGGUCGAGAUCGACUGCCUGCCGCGCCUGCGCUCUCCUUCUCAAUGGCGUCCUACUACACCACGACCGCUUCGCAAACAUAAAUGAGGACAAUGUCAGGAUCACGGCCGAGUCUUUCAAGCCAAAAACAGGGAAAACACCCCAAGAACAUCUCUCAGUUGAGCUUCGCUGGAAGGACAACGACGACCAGGACGACUCCCACGAAGACGACCAUGAACACCCAACAGGCCACCCAGAUCUCAAGCUUGAGUUCUUCACAGAUGGAGACGGCCAGUCUCCUUUCUCUGCCAUUGGGCGAGGAAGGCAUAUGACAGAUAACCCACUGCAGAGUACUGGUCUAGCAACAGCGCGAGGCUUGAUAAAGACUUGCCUAGAAAAUCAUGCUACGUGCAGUCGCCGAGGUAAACCCACGACGCUACCGAAGCGUGUGCUGGACUUAUUAUCGGGCGACGACUCCAAGAGCAUGCGAUUACACGAGAGUGAAUACAUACAGGAUGAGAGAAGAUACGAACAUGGCGAGUACAUUGCCUUGAGUCAUGUUUGGGGAUUAGCCAAAGGAAUUCCGAAGACAACUCUGGCAACACUGCAGUCGCACAAGAAGAGCAUACCUUGGUCGACACUGCCAAGAGCGUACCAAGAGGCCGUCUUCCUCACGCGAGCACUUGGUUUCCGUUGGCUAUUCAUCGAUAGUCUCUGUCUAAUACAAGAUGACGUUCAGGAGAAGCUUGAGGACUCGCUCAAGAUGGACGAGAUCUUCGGCAACGCUUUCCUAACAAUAGCGGCAACGUCCGCAUCCGACAGUAGUACCCAACCCCUCUUUCCGCCCAAGACACAGCCAUUCAAAAUACAAGCAACAGAUAAUAAAGGCUCUUUGCACAAGAUAAACGUGAGGGAACAACCGAGCCACUACAGUUUCAAAGCACCUUUUGACGGGAAUGCACAUAUGAACGAGUGGGAGUUGCCUUUCAAUAUGUCCGAAGAGGCGAACCUACACACACCGCUCUUGAUCCGCGCAUGGCCAUACGCCGAACGCUUACUUUCGCCAAGGGUGCUACACUUUACCAAAAGCGAGAUGAUAUUGGAAUGUCGAGAAGGAUAUCAAUGUGAAUGCGGGCGCAUCGAUGACAGUACCUACGACUCACGGCCAAACGACCAGGUCAAGCAAGAAUUUGGUAGAGUCAUAGCCGAAACACUCAACAAACCACAACAAGCCAACAGCAAUGGCAACACGGCUCACACGCGCACGGAUAGCAUGACGAACCAACUGGCCUCCACACAUCUCACAAACGGCGCUCAGCAGGAGUUGUUACGCAGACGUGAAGAGACACUCCAACUGUGGUCAUACAUCAUAACUGAAUACACUGCGCGGCACCUCACGUACGACAAUGACCGCCUGAUAGCAAUAGCAAGUAUCGCAAGAGCCCUUUCGCCAACUCUACAGUCAGGCUACAUAGCGGGCCAAUGGACGUUUAGCACUCUUGGGCUUCUCUGGUACCCCAACGACAGUUCACGAUGCCGCCGUCCGAAACUCGCACAAGGCCAAAAUGUACCAAGCUGGUCAUGGGCCUCAGUCGAAGGCUCACCAAUCUUCUUCGACAACACGAGCGCGAUGGAUCUCGCGUGUAGAGCUUCUUUUGGUCCAAAAGGGAAGCGGGCAAGUGCUUGGUCACCUAUCAUGGGUGAGCCUCUCGAGCUCUCAGGAGCCAUGGCUGCCGAGGUUGUCGUACACACCACGGCAUCACCGGAACAACAGCCUUCGUACAUCCUAGCCAAAAACGGCAUGACUGUGGACUUUACACCAGACGUCGUACCACUCCCAGCCGAAGACGCGUUGCAAGACGGCGAAACCCUCGUUUGCGUACUCGUCAGCAUGACGUUUCGUUCCUCUAUCGUCGGCAUCGUCCUCAAACCAUCAUCCGGAAACAAUACAUAUCGCCGCGUCGGUCGCCUAGAAUGCUACGAAUGUACACCUGAAGGCAUCGAACAAGAGAUGAGCGAAGACGCCGAAGCGUUGUUUGAGCAUUGGUUCCCUGAGAUCCAGGACAUGACGCAGUUGGACAAUUACCCCCAGCGCACUUUUACCGUUGUUUGA